Molecule: messenger RNA, 1530 nt
Organism: Paramecium tetraurelia
Lineage: Eukaryota; Ciliophora; Oligohymenophorea; Peniculida; Parameciidae
Exons: 6
Biological process (GO): activation of GTPase activity
Molecular function (GO): GTPase activator activity
Source: RefSeq, a predicted model, not a curated record
AUGAACAAUAAUGUUGGAGAAGAGGAUGAUGAUUUACUCAUAAGUGGAGCUAGGAACAAUAAGAAAGGUUAAAUUAAUUUAGAUUUAUCUAAUUAUUCAAGUAACAUACCUGACAUUAUACCUGCAUUUGAUUUGAAUAAUUUUAAAAAGUACAUCCUGAAUGAAAAUCUGAAUCUUAAUGAGAUUUAGGAAUUGAUAUUAAAUUGCCAUUUAAGUUCAAUGAAAUUAAGAUUUAGCAUAUGGAGAUUAUUUUUAGGGAUUUUCAAAAUUAGUGACUCUUUGGAAGAGAAAAUCAACAAGCUCAAUCAGAAUAGAUCAGAUUAUUAGAAUUUGAGCAAACAAUAUUUAUAAGUAGAAACAAAGAAAGAAUCUAAAAGAAGUGUAAGAAACCCUUUAUUAUAAAAUUAAUAAGAAUAGCAAAAACAAAAUGUUUGGAAUAACUUUUUCGAGAUCAAUCAUUUAAAAAGUGAAAUAAAGAAGGACGUGGAUAGAACUCAUUAAGAUAAAUAGUUAUUUUAGAGCUUAAAGAUCAAGAAUUUAUUGUCGAACAUUUUGUUUAUAUGGAGUGUUAAGAACCCUACGAUCUCAUAUAGAUAGGGGAUGAAUGAAUUAGCAGCCAAUGUUAUAGAGGUCUACUUUACAGAGACUUAAGGAUUCAAUAACUUAGAGGAUAGUGAUGAUAAGAAGGAAAUUGCCAUAUUCUUUGAUACCAAAUAUGCUGAAGAAGACAUCUUUUAAUUAUUUGAAUAAAUUAUGGUAGCUCAUGUGGAUAUGUUUAAACAUACUCCUGAAAGUCAGAAGAAAUAAUAACUUAUAAUAUAGAAUAGGAUCUAGAAAAUCUAUGAUCAAUAGUUGAAAAUAAUUGAUAUCACAUUAUUCAAGCAUUUAAAAGUCUAGGAUGUUGAAUUGUCAGUAUUCUUAGUUAGAUGGAUUAGAUGCAUGUUUACAAGAGAAUUUCAUGUUGAAGACUCUUUGAAAGUUUGGGAUGCCAUAUUUUAUGAUUAUUACCUUACUGAGGAUAAGCAAUGGCUUAUAUUAGUUGAUUGUAUUGUCAUAGCCAUGUUUGUUUAUGUUCGAGAUUAAAUUCUCGAGAAGGACGAUCCAAAUGCAUGUUUGAAAAGGUUUCUGAAAUACCCACCUGUAGAAAAUUUAGCUUAAUUGAUUCAAGCAGCUUUCAGUAUCAAAAAUGUGUUGUAAUCUGCAAAUCCUGAGCAAACCCUGCUUUAGGAUUAAUUUCUGAUUACAUUUCUAGGAAGUAGAGACGUCAGCCAGUCUCCCAAAAUAUUUUAAAAUGUCAAGAAUCCUGAAAUUCCUGAUGAGAACAAUAAAUUAAUAGAAGCCAAUAAUUUGAAGUAAUAAGAAACCAUUGAAGUUUAGAUAAAUUAAGCAUAACUUAUACUGAAAGCAUUAAAUCAAGGGAUCGUGUGUAUUCAGAGAUUCAACACAGAUAAGUCUGUUAAUGAAGUGAAAUAAUUACUAGAAAAUGCAAAAUCAGAAUUAUUAAAAUGCUUAGAUCAACAAUAAAAUUGA